Aureobasidium melanogenum CBS 110374 is the source of this 1368-nucleotide messenger RNA. Its product is annotated as mannan endo-1,6-alpha-mannosidase DCW1 precursor. Bases 1 to 1368 code for a protein of 455 amino acids. Lineage: Eukaryota; Fungi; Ascomycota; Dothideomycetes; Dothideales; Saccotheciaceae. The record is from RefSeq and is a predicted model, not a curated record. The transcript has 3 exons. Gene Ontology annotation, molecular function: mannan endo-1,6-alpha-mannosidase activity. Gene Ontology annotation, biological process: carbohydrate catabolic process; fungal-type cell wall biogenesis.
AUGCGUACGACGAGCCUCAUAUCACUGGGCUUGUCAAUUGCCUCGCUUGCACUGCCUAGUCAAGCGAUUGAACUCGAUCUCAGCAAUGAAGCAUCCAUCAAAUCCGCCGCCUCGACCGUCACCUACGGCAUGAUGAAAUACUACCACGGCAACGAGACCGGCCAAACCAUUGGUCUCCUCCCCUGGCCCUACUACUGGUGGCACGCCGGCGCCAUGUUCGGUUCCCUCGUCGAUUACUGGUACUACACAGGCGACACCUCGUACAACGAAGCCACCACCAACGCCAUGAUCUUCCAAGCCGGCCCCACCGCAGACUACAUGCCCGAAAACCAGACAAAGUCAGAAGGAAACGACGAUCAAGCAUUCUGGGGUAUGGCAGCUAUGUCGGCCGCCGAAGUAAACUUUCCAAACCCUGCGAAGGGAAAGCCUGGAUGGUUGGCUCUUGCUCAAGCGACGUUUAAUUCUCAAGCGCUGAGAUGGGAUACAAAGACUUGUGGUGGUGGUCUGCGAUGGCAGAUUUUCACCUUUAACAACGGAUACAAUUACAAAAACUCCAUUUCUAAUGGAGGUCUGUUUAACUUGGGAGCAAGACUGGCCAUGUAUACCGGCAACACAACCUACUCGGACUGGGCGGUCAAGGUGUGGGAUUGGAUCGAAGGGUCAGGGCUCAUGACGGACGAUUACUACGUUUACGAUGGCUCAGACACGACGACAAACUGCACGGACCCGAGUAAGAUCCAAUGGACGUACAAUGCGGGUAUUUUCUUGCUUGGUGCGGCCACCAUGUGGAACAUCACCGGCGAACAGCUUUGGAGGGACAGAACGAUGGGACUCUGGAAUGCGACACAUGUGUUUUUCAGAGACGACAAGGUCAUGUAUGAGGUUGCCUGCGAACCAGGCGGUAACUGCAAUGUGGAUCAGCACUUCUUCAAAGCCUACCUCGCCCGCUGGAUGGCCGCCUCCACAAAAGUGGCCCCCUUCCUCUCCGACCUCGUUGCACCCUACCUCGCCGCCUCCGCCAUGGCAGCAGCAGCCUCCUGCUCCGGCGGCACCGACGGCGUCACCUGCGGCACAAAAUGGUUCUCCAACACCUCCGACCUCACCGUAACCUGGGACAACACAUGGGGCGUAGGACAACAACUCUGCGCCUUGGAAGCCAUUCAAAGCAACCUUAUUACCAAGGUGCAAGGACCGUUGACGAAUAAGACUGGAGGAACGAGUCAGGGUGAUGAUAGUGCGGGAAGUGGGGGCGAUAGCGAUCCGACAAAGAUGAAGAAGAUUACAGAUGCGGAUAAAGCUGGUGCUGUUAUUCUUACGAUUUUGGUAUUGGCAGGGUGGGUGGGGGCCAUGUUUUGGUUGAUUAUUUGA